AUGAGGUCGUUUAUUAAGUCUCACAAGCGUAUUGGAUCAUUUGGUAAAGAUGACAAGGAGAAGAAGGAACCCUCACGUCCGGUCUCCGGAUCAUAUAGCAACGACACCAGUGGACACCAAACUUUGAAGAAAAAGCUGAGUUUUGAAGUGAUUUCCACCAAUAAUCCUAAUGUUCAUCAUGGGAGUUUUUCAUUCAAUUCGCCGCUCAAUUCCCCUAAAGUUCCUCCUCCAUUAUCCCCGCUUGUACGAAAUGCUGAUGGUAUGCGGAAUACAUUUUUGCAUUCCCCAAAAAUCUCCCAUGACGAGUUCUAUUCUUUUAGCUCCAAUCCUCCUUCCCCAAAGACAUCUUCCAAACAGUAUGUUUUCCCACUAGAGGAAGUGAAUAAUAGCCUGCAAAAGAAAAGUAUCUUGAAAUAUCCCAAGAAUUUGUUUUCAAAGGGUAGUAACAGCAAUUUGAAGGACUCGAUGGCUAAUGAGUAUCCUAACAGUAUGUCAAUUAAGGGUACGGUGAAACACAAUUGGGAUGGCAAUAAUAAUUCCUAUCAAAACUAUGGCAAUAACAAUAAUAACAACUCCUUCUAUAAUAAUUCCGGCGAUGAGUUCCAUUUCAAUAAUUAUGAUCCAGAAGCCAGAAAAUCGGGUGAUUCUUACCAACAAAAUGAUUACUCUAACCAACCUCAAAAGCUCCCUUUAUCCAUUAAGACUAAUGUACCAUUUAAUGAUAUACCUGCUAGGAAAAGCCCCUUUUUAUCUAAAGAGCAAUGGGAACGAAAAUUGAAGGUUCCGCAUAACACUCUACUGCCAGAAUUUGAGAACUUUCUGAAAAAAAUUACAAAUUAUGAACCAUCAAAUGGCUCAGCAUUAUAUGCGGAACUGAGAAAUAGAAGCUUGCAAAAACUUUUAGGAACAAAUGAAGAAAGUCAGGAAGAAUCGAUCAUCGAUGUGCCAUUCUCCGAUGGAUUGCACUCUCAAUUGUCUUCUUUCUCUAAUUUCGAUGAAGCGGGGCUGGUUUUAGACGCUCGUCCAAAAGAUACUGAAAAACUUGAGAAUUCAAACAAGAGUAAUCGAAAUUCAGAAGAUUCAAGCAAGAGCCCUAAAAGAGACUCUUUGAAGAACGUCAUUGAAAAAGUGAAGAAUUAUAAACGAAAAAGCGGGGAGAAAAACAAAUCUUCACUUGAUAGAUCCUCAGUUGAUAGAUCGUCAAUUGAUCAUUCAAGAUCUUCGGUAAUUCAAAUUAAUACUGAUAAGAGAGCUUCUAUAUUGAAGAAAUUGAAAAAUGGUGAUAAAAAAAUCAAGAAGCUUGUAUCUGUCAGAGAACCCGCUGCAACGACCAUAAAUGAGGAAAGGGAAUACAGUGAUUUUGAAACCAACUCCAAUAAAUCAGAUGCCUCUGCAUUCUCUUUUGAAAAAGAUCUCAUCAAUGGACGUAAUGUGUCUAUCAAGUAUUACAAAAGUAUUUCAGAGAAAUCCAAGUCGCAAAAAGAUAAGGAAUCCCCUGCCGUUGGCAGUGGAUUAUUCGUCGAUGAUUUCAGCACAGAUGCAUAUGGUGAAGAAUAUUUCAAUGAUGAUAUGAAUUUUUACGAUGAGGAAGAAGUUGAUGAUACGGAGCAUUUAUUCAAUAGGCAACUAUUCUCCGACGAUGAUGAUGAAUUUGCGGGUAAUUUUGAUGACUUGAUAAAUGAAGCUAAUGGGGACUAUGAUGAUUACGGUGAUUUUGGUGAUGCUGAUCAUAAAAAUUCUUCAACUUCUGGCCAUGAUGUAGUCGAAAAUAAAAUGAAUCAAGAAUUGGAUGAAAGGCAAAGCAUAACUAGUGAUGAUUACCUUGAACAGCUUACUCCUAUCGAAAUGAAGGAUAGUGUUAUUGUUGCAAAAGAAGUCAUUGGAGAUAUAUCCGAAGAAAGCAGUAUCGAAACUAGUUCACAUCCGGUUAAAAAGAACCAGGAAGAAAAUAACUAUCACUCAAUAGCAACAGCUCUUCCUAUUAAAGCACCAGCCAUCGAGGCUGAAAAAAAAGUACAAUCUGAUGAAGACUUAUCACGGCAGUUGUUGAACAUGACUAUGUUUCAGCCUAAAAUAUCUGAAACUACUAAGGAAUGUAACAACACCCCUAAAAAUUUCCAGGCAGAAACCUCAGAAAACAAAAAGCUACCAAAUCAUUCAGGAAAGAAUUCUGAAAAGCAGAAACUCUUUAGUUCUCAAACAGGGAUACAAUCCCCUUCGGUGUUGAGCGCUGUGGAGCAAGAAAUAAGUGAAAGGAAAAUUGAAAUCAAACCCAAUGCUCCUUCCAAAAUUUUGCCACAGCCGAUUUCGAUAUCCAAUAAAAUCACCUCACAACCAGUCACAAAUCCUUCUGGGCAUCAGGAAUCUAACCAGGGACAGUAUAUGUGGCUUGAUGGCUCAGCUGCAAACCAUGUACAUGGUGAUAAUAAAACAUUCUAUGAAGAUGAUACACUUAAUGAUUACUUUGAGGAUGAUUAUUUGGACGAAGUUAAUAUUGUACCAGAAGAUUUUGAGUUUGACCCGGAGGCGUCUUAUCAUAUCUACGACUCUCAGCGUAAGGAAAUAAUUAAUCCAGAGCCUGAGAAAGAAAAAAUCAGAAACAGAAUGUACAGGUCAAAUAGUUAUUCCAAGAAACCAAAGCCUGGGCAAUUCGUUCUUCCGGAGUCUCAGAAUAAUAAAUUUGUGGUUCCAGCGAAUGGGAAAACCAUUACAUUGUUCAACAAUAGUGUCAAUAACAACGAUACUUCACGUGAAAUAAUUACAGAAACAGAUCACAACAAACCUAAAGAAACUGUGUUGCCAAUGCCAAUUUCCACCAAUCUCCUCAACGACUUUUUAUCUCCUAUUACUGAGUCUUUCGGGGAUGAUGCAUCCCCUAGAUAA
This is a messenger RNA of Saccharomycopsis crataegensis, 2883 nucleotides long. RefSeq lists its product as uncharacterized. Bases 1 to 2883 code for a protein of 960 amino acids. The record is from RefSeq and is a predicted model, not a curated record. The transcript has a single exon. Lineage: Eukaryota; Fungi; Ascomycota; Saccharomycetes; Ascoideales; Saccharomycopsidaceae.